AUGGGGAUGCACGGCUCCAAGCCUCGGAGGCAAGCGCAGGUCCUGAUGCUGGGCCUGGACCAAUCUGGGAAGAGUACCUUGCUUUACAAACUCAAGUACAACGAGAGCGUGGUCACAGUGCCCACCGUGGGCUUCAACGUGGAAACUCUGGACACAGACAGGAGCAGCCCGGGUCUCACAGUUUGGGACGUGGGCGGCCAGAGAAAGAUGAGGCCUCACUGGAAGCAUCACUACGCCGACACGGCCGGGCUGGUGUAUGUGGUGGACAGCGCCGAACCUGGGAGGCUGGACGAGGCCCGCAAGGAACUCCAUCGGGUUCUGAAGAACGAGAGCCUACGAGGAGUUCCUCUUGUCAUCCUCGCCAACAAACAGGAUUUGCGCGGGGCUCUGAAUCCAGAGGCGGUCUGCCAAAGGCUAGACGUGAGGCGACAGUGCGAGGGAAGCAGGCCGUGGUUCAUCCAGCCCUGCUCGGGAAUCACAGGUGCGGGGCUGGAGGAAGGUUUCAGGAGGAUGGUGUACCUGAUGAAGACCCCGCUGAGACAGACACAAGAGGACAUCCAGGUCAAGAUGAAGUCAAAAGGCUUCAGGAUCACAGCCUUGUUAUGUGGCUGA
This is a messenger RNA of Nerophis lumbriciformis (worm pipefish), 612 nucleotides long. NCBI's taxonomy places the organism in Eukaryota, Metazoa, Chordata, Actinopteri, Syngnathiformes, Syngnathidae. The record is from RefSeq and is a predicted model, not a curated record.